This is a messenger RNA of Pseudonaja textilis, 928 nucleotides long. The record is from RefSeq and is a predicted model, not a curated record. Lineage: Eukaryota; Metazoa; Chordata; Lepidosauria; Squamata; Elapidae.
UGUCCCUAUUUCAGGCUUUCACAUAAUACAGGAGAUGUAUGGCUGCGAACUCCAGAAAGACGGGAGCAAAAAAGGGUUUAUACAGGACGGAUAUGAUGGGAGGGACUUCAUCUCCUUUGACAAGGAGACCCUCACCUGGGUGGCUCCCAUCCCCCAGGCCCAGAUCACCAAGAGGAAAUGGGAUGGUAUUCCAGCACGGAAUCAGUACUUUAAGUCCUACCUGGAGAAGGAAUGCAUUGACUGGAUAAAGAAGUACCUGUCCUACGGGAAAGAGACGCUGCUGAGGACAGGUGAGCAUCUGGAUCCAGGCUGGACUUUCCUCCUUGAUGGCCGGAUUUCUCUGACACAUUCAGCCCCUUUGGGUCCCUUGUCUGGAGCCUGUUUGCCCUGGUGGGAAUCCUCCUCCUCCUCCCCUUCCAGCCCCUCUUGCAGGACACGGGAAGCCCUGUUGGGUUCCCAUUGCCAGGCAGCCAUUCGGUGGACCAGGAAAUGCAGCCUCUCCCUGGCAGGAAAAGCCCUUCCGGGUGUCCUGUUCACUGCCCACAAUGAGGCAACCAUUUGGGGCUAUUCAGGGAAACCCCCAUUAGCCCAACGGUAGUCAAGAGUGAUGGGCUCCCUUAAUCUCCCCCCAUGAACUCUCCUUCCCCCCACAUCCCACGGGGGGCUCCCUCCCAGUCUUGCACCCGAUUGGGGGGCCUCCCAUGCCCACCAUUGUGGGGGCUCCUCUUCCGCCCUUCAUAAGACAUCAUCAGAGCCCCCACUUGGGCAAAGAAGCCCAUGGAUGAGGGGUUCUCUUUCCAGGGUGGGGGGAUCCCCCAUAGUUUUUGUAGAUCUUUCCCUUAAACCUCAAACAGGUUCCCUCAAUUCUGACUUAGUGAGUCUUUCCUCAAAACGGCCCCCUCCCCCCCUUCAGGAACACCCCCUCCCC